AUGUCACAUUCUCAACCUAUUAUAUUUAAUAAUGAAUGGUCAAUUAGUACAACACAUGGUUCCAUAUUAUCAUCGGAAGGUUCAAAACGUCAAGAAUAUGAACAAAAUUUAGAAACACAUCAUUUACCUGAUAUGAUAUUUGAUAAAACAACAUUAAAAAUAAUUCAUUUAGGCAAUAACUUAGAAAUUUUAUUUAAUACAUUUGAUGCAUUAAAAAGUAUUGAUAUGCAUAAUAAUAUAGAACAUAUACCUAAAGUAUCAAUGAGUGAAAUAUGGACAAAAUCACGUAGUAAAGAUAGAGAAUUGGAUUAUGUUAAACCAUAUGAUUGGACAUAUACAACGAGAUACAAAGGUACUUUACGUUCAUCAGGAAAUAGUACAUGGCGUAUUGAAUCAACUGAUCAACAGCUUGAUUUAGAAAAACUUAAACGUCAAGAACCAAUAUUAUUUUAUGAUGAAUUAACACUUUAUGAAGAUGAAUUAGCUGAUAAUGGUAUAUCAAAUUUAAUAUUAAAAAUUCGUUGUAUGCCUAGUGGUUUUUUUAUUCUUCUUCGAUUUUUUAUGCGUGUUGAUGGUGUAAUUAUUCGAUGUUUCGAUACUCGUUAUCAUUAUGAAGUUGGAAAUAAUUAUAUAUUACGAGAAUAUACUGAACGUGAAUCACCUGUAUCAUUACUCAAACCAGAAUUUCAAUCAACGUCAGAUAUCAAUUCUCUUAUUGCACAAUUAAAAACUAAUUUACAUCAGUUAGAAAAACUUUUUUUUUAA
This is a messenger RNA of Rotaria sp. Silwood2, 765 nucleotides long. The record is from the annotation of a GenBank genome assembly. Lineage: Eukaryota; Metazoa; Rotifera; Eurotatoria; Philodinida; Philodinidae.